GGCUAAAUUAGCCAUCUGCUGUCCUGCUGCUGCUGCUGCUGCUGCUUCCUUCGCUGUCAGCCAGAGGAGCAUCCAGUCAGGACAGUGGUUUCUAAACACAGCUGAACGGACUGAAGGGAACUGAAGUGAAUGAAUUUUUUAAAAACUUCCAAAAAAGAAAAAUAAAUUUGCCGCGGUGCUUGACUGAGUUAGGUUUAUUGGUAAUAUCUGCAACAGAAGAAAAACGUAAAAAAGGGAGGAAUUGUGACGAGGUCUAAAGGCAAACGGGGUGUGGACUUACAAGAACAAAUAAAAAGGAACAGAAGGAGGAGAAUAGAAGGAGAUGGAGACAGUCAGAGGAGGGAGGAUGAACCCCUCUCUGGAGUAAAUCUCUCUCAAUCUGAUCAGCGUGGAAGGAGGCGGACUAACCCUCUCAGUGAGUGGACACGAGGCUGAGGUUUUACUCAUUCAUUCGGAGAGGAAGGUCAAGCGCUUGAAGAUCCAGCCUGGAACAAACUGAUUCUCAGAAAAUUUCCCUGCUGAUGUUUUCUUUACAACAAAGAAGUCAAAACCAUCUUUCUUCUAACUGGCAUCACAAACUCUGAAGUAAAUUCAGGCUUUCGCUGGUGAAGUGUGAAUGGAGAUCAUGAGGAACCCUCUUCAGCUUCUCUUCUUAGUGUUUUCCAUUCUUAACCAUGCAUGUAUGGCUGCAGGAUCUGAGCACGACUAUGGAGCCCACCCACGCUUUAUUUGCACCCCACUUCCCGCGGAUGCCGAUCCUUCCUGUUUCUCCACCACAGGUCCUGGGGUCGGGGCACCCGGGCCCAAUGGACCGGGACAUCAAAACACACCUCCCAGCAGUUGGUGGGGGGUGAAUGAUGAAGCCAAAGCCACUAUCCUCCACCUCAGGGAGAGCCUUGUCCAACAGAAAGAGAUAAUCCUGGACCAGAGGGAGGCCAUCAGAGAACUGACAGCCAAGCUCAGCAUGUGUGAGGCCUUCGGCCGGGGCGUGUCACCGCACUCGCAUCACCCAGACAUGGCCCCUCACCACCCGCACACCGAUGAAGGACACUAUAGCAACCGGCUGGGUCACCAUGGUAACGGCAACCUCCAACCGGACUCACCAGUCUAUCCUUCCUCUGCGGGGGGCCAAAAAUCUGACAGAGGGCACGGCAAAGAAAAACACAUGACACCGGGGGACAGCACAUCAUCGAUGGAACAGAUGGAGGGGAUGCUGCUGGUGCUGAAGGAGAGACUGGACAACUUACAGAAAAGGAACUCCUCCACCGCAUACUCCAGCUCUCUGAGGGAGCUGCUGCAGCGGAAGAUCAGCACUCUGGAGGAGCAGCUGCACCACCACAACAACAACCCCGAACAUCACGACGAUGACGCCACUCACAGGGACCACGGUGAACAUCCCACCGACAACCACCACAACGAUGACCACAAGGGCGACGCUGGACACGAAGACACCGGAAACCACAUGGAUCAUCACGACGACGACCACCACGAUAAUCAGGAUUUAGACGGCGAGCACGACAAUCACCAUCAUGAUGAUGGGGAGGAUGCUGAUCACCACGACAAUGAGGCAGACAGUCAUGGCUACCUACCACACACAGGGUACAGUGUGCCGGGGCCUCGAACUGGCUCCCACUCCAACAAGCUGGAGACGAUGCUCAACCAGCUGCAGCUCACAGGUUCUGUAAGGAAGAACACCCAGAGCCUGGAUGCCUUCCAGAUCAGUUUCCCCAUGAGGACCAACUAUAUGCACGGACGCAUGAAGAGGACGCUGCUGCAGGAGAUCUUUGCUCUCACUCUGUGUCUUUGGAUGAAGGCUGGGGUGGGGCCCGGACUGGGAACGCCUUUUUCUUACUCUGCACCCGGACAGGCUAAUGAACUGGUGCUGAUCGAGUGGGGGAACAACCCCAUCGAGCUGCUUAUUGACGACAAGGCUGUGUCGCUGCCCUUAUCUCUAAGUGAUGGGAAGUGGCACCAUGUGUGUGUGACAUGGACUACAAGGGAUGGGCAGUGGGAGGCCUAUCAGGACGGAGUCCAGAAGGGAACUGGCACCAACCUCUCCCCUUGGCACCCUAUCAAACCUGGGGGGGUCUUCAUUCUGGGACAGGAGCAGGACACUCUGGGGGGUCGUUUCGAUGUCACCCAGUCAUACGUGGGGGAGAUGUCAGAGCUUCACAUGUGGUCCCGUGUCCUGAGUGCUGAUGACAUCUACAGCCUGGCGUCCUGCAGCAGCCACCUGCAAGGGGACGUCCUCGCUUGGUCUGAAACAGAGGUGGAGCUCCAUGGAGGCGUGGCCAGAUAUGCGUUUGACUCCUGUCAUUGAAGGUGUCACAUGUAGAACAAAGACUUGUUGAUAUGUAGAGACUGAAGAAGCAGCACAAUAAAACACACAUCUGCUGAUUUCCUGGAUGCAGAGUGUGUGCCUUCUUUUGAAGUGACUUUUCUGGACAUUAGUUUAAAAAACAGAGCUAAAAUGGUGAAGUUGAUCUGUUUUACAGAUGACGUGUGGGCUUUUAGAAGUCCUGAGUCUUAGAUACAGGCCAUUAAUGGGAUGUGUGAUUUGAAAGUGCUUUGUGUGACAUAUUGUCAUGCUGUUAAUGAGACUUGAGACUGUGGGAUACGUCCUAAAUUUAGCAGACCUAUAUGGGUUAUGACAGGGUGUAUGGAAUUGUUUUUUUUUACUUUUUCUGUUCAAAGGUUUCCAUGAAACAUACAGCUAAAUUUACCAAAGACUCUAGAGGAAGAAAUAUGUGUUUUUUCUUUGUUUUUGUUUGUGUGUUAAUGUCACAAACCUAUGUAGCGGGUCUUGAGCGAAAUGCUGAAGAUCCUGCUGAGCAGAACUUUCGCAGUGUGCUUUUAUUUGAUAGUUAUCAGUUUGUUCUUGCAACAGGACCCCUGGAAAAAAUAGUUUGUCAAAUGUUUAUACAGUAUUUUCAAGUUUGUUCAAUGUCUGUUUGUUUUUUAUGUGGUUUUAGUUACUGAAUAUCAUUUUGUGUAUUAUUCAUGUGAUAUUUGAAUCUCUAAAUUUGGCCUUGAUUGUGAACCACUACUAUACACUGGCAAGAAUGUAAUUUCCCCGUACCCUCACCUUCAUUGUUAUCAUUUUUUUAAGUUGUGUAAAUGUGAUUGUUAAGGUAAGGUAAGACUAGUUUGUUUGUAUAGUACAGUUUGUAUACGAAGGCAAUUCAAAGUGCUUUACUUAAAACAUUAAAAGAAAUAUUUAUUAGAAAUAUUAAAAGGUGAGAUCAUAAAAAUAAAAAACAUUAAAGAAAUUUGAAAGAAACAAAUUCAAAGUGAGCCUAAAGUAACAGUGCAAAUGUAAACUUUUGAAUAUAAACUAAGCAAAUGCUGAGACAGCUGAGGGACUUUAACCUAGAUUUACAUAAACUAAAAAUAAAAUGCUUCGGCUGAUCUAAGGCUUUCUGGAAGAUUGUUCCAGAUCUGUGGAGCAUAGAAGCUGAAUGCAGCUUCUCCGUGUUUGUUUUGACUCUAGAACCUGACAAAAGACUGGAUCCAGAUGACUGGAGAGGCCAGGCUGGUACAUACGGGGUCAGGAGGUCAAUCAUGUAUUUUGGUGCUAAACCUUUUAAAACUUUAUAAACCAGCAACACAACUUUAAAGUCUAUCCUCUGGCAGACAGGCAGCCCAUGUAAAGCCCUCAGAACUGGACUGAUGUGGUCUACUUCUCUGGUCCUGGUUCUGAAUAAGCUGUAGUUUCCUGGUUGGUGGUUUUCAGAUGACUAGAUCGAAGGUGCAUGUUAUGUUUUUUUUUAAAAUCCAGACUUAGAUAUAGAUAAAUUAUAUAACUAACAGUUGAUCCAUUUAUUGACCUCACUGUCUCAGCCAGCAAGUUCUUAAACGUUCUAUAUUGUUGCCUCACUCCCAACAGACAUUUCUGGCACUCAGAUCUAAUAAUAAAAUAUUAAUGGGAACCAGGCAUGAAAAAUAAACUCAUGUACUUUUUUCAUCAAAUGUCCUCAGUGCACUGAAAUAGGAUGGGACCUUUUUGUGUAACAUGAAGUUUACAAAAACUUUGUGGCAUUACCAUAUUGUCGGCUGCAUACACUGCAAAACAGUGUUGAACUCUCAUGCCCUGCAUUAUUUUCUUUUCUUUGAAUACAUUUACAAUUUUAGUCUCUUUAUUUUAUCAAAUUAUCAAAGAAAUACAUACUUUUUGAACUUAAAAUAUUAGGUGUUUUCAUAACACAAUAGUAUUAAUGUGUGGUCCAUACAUUUGAACAUUUUUGAACAGUUUACUCAGCUUGUUCUUUAAUUUGUUUAAUGAAUAUCACCUGGUUUUAGUAGCCAGUAUUGCAGGAUGUUGGUCUCUGCAGGUGUGGCUGAGGUUCUGCUCCUGGAGUUCUGCUCUGAGGCCAAAAGAGGCAACCCAGAAGGCAAAACCUCUAAAUACCUCAGUGCAGGUACUUGGGCAGGUGCCAUCUAACCAAGUUUCCUAGGGGACAAACUAUAAACUAAUUAAACCGUCAAUUUUCUUUAGUUCAGUUGGCUUGUUAAAGAUUUAUGUUCAUCUUUUUUGUGUAAUAUUUGUUUCUUUUCAUUGAAUGACAAACAAAGGAUACUUUAGUCUUGUGUGUGGUCUUUCUCAAACGUUUGACCCCCCCCCACGUCCCCUCCAUAUAUGUACUCCUGAUGUCUUUUUAUCAGGUCCGUUUGUUAGAUGGUUUCUUCAGUUGGUAAAGUCUGGUUGAUUACUAGAGUUGAUUCUGUUUGAUUAACCCAUCUGGAAAAAAAGUUUGUAUAUUUUCUUUUUUUUUUAAUAAAACCUUUGUUUUUGAUCAAAUUUUCCGUUGUCCUCAUUUGGCUGUUCGUCCUUCACAACCAUUAACAGAUAUUAAAGCAACGAAAGGGGCGAGUAUAUAUAUUCUACU
Molecule: messenger RNA, 4886 nt
Organism: Oryzias latipes (Japanese medaka)
Lineage: Eukaryota; Metazoa; Chordata; Actinopteri; Beloniformes; Adrianichthyidae
Product: neuronal pentraxin-2
Source: RefSeq, a predicted model, not a curated record